AUGGACGAAUUCGUCGACCUGACCGUGACGCACGCGCAAGACGGCGGGGAUGCGACACGUAAUGGCGCCUCGGCGGAUUGCGAACGGGAGCUUCAGGCCGUGGAGGAGGAGCUGAGGAAGGUCAACAAGCAAAUUGAAGCACUGCUCAACAGACAAAGUAGGCUACAGGAGCAGAGAGAAAGCUUGCAGAGGAGGGUGGAUGUUGAGAGGCGUGCCCCAAGAAGGGAAUGGAAGGGUGCCUUUGACUGGGACGAGGAUGUGAUGCGAGUUCUGAAAAAUGUUUUUGGGAUCCAGAACUUUAGGCCACUGCAGCAGGAAGUCAUCAACACCACACUGCAUGGCCGAGACGUCCUAUGUCUGAUGCCCAGCGGAGGGGGCAAGAGUCUGUGCUACCAGCUGCCUGCAGCAAUCUCGAACGGGGUGACCCUUGUGGUGAGCCCCUUGCUGUCCCUGAUCACAGACCAAGUCAUGGGCCUGAAGGCUGUGGGCAUACAGGCCCUCGCGCUGAUGAGCUUGCUGUCAAGGGAGGAGACAACACAGGCCUACAGGGCGGUAGAUAACCCAAGCACUGGGGUCAAGAUGCUGUACUCCACACCAGAGAUGGUUAUCAAGGCAAAGCGCCUGAUGUCGAAAUUGGAGAAGCUGCACAAGGCUGGGAGGCUGGAUCGCAUCGCCAUCGAUGAGGCCCACUGCUGCAGCCAGUGGGGGCACGAUUUUCGUCCUGAUUACAAAAAGCUGGGCAUCCUCAAGCGUCAGUUUCCAGAUGUCCCCAUCAUCGCUCUCACCGCCACAGCCACACAGCGCGUCUGCAGGGACGUCACUGAGAUACUGUCAAUCGACUGCUGUGAGGUCUUCAAGAACAGCGUGAACCGACCAAACCUAUUUUACAAGGUCUGUCCCAAGCCCCACAACGAUGCCCAUGUUGUGAAGGAGAUCGCGGAGUGGGUGCAGCAAAAUUAUCCAGCGGGUUCAUCUGGCAUCGUGUACUGCCUGACAAGGAAGGACUGUGAGCAGGUGGCAACAGACCUGAAGAAGCUGGGCCUGACAGCAGAGCACUACCAUGCCAACAUGGAGCCAUACGAGAGGGAGCAGGUGCACAUGGGAUGGAGCAGGGGCACAACACAGGUCAUCGUGGCAACUAUUGCCUUUGGCAUGGGCAUAAACAAACCCGAUGUGCGUUUUGUCAUCCACCACACGCUUUCGAAGUCUAUCGAAAAUUACUAUCAGGAGUCAGGGCGGGCAGGCAGGGAUGGCCAGCCCGCAAGCUGCCUGCUGUAUUACCGCUUUGCGGAUGCUAUGAGACAAGCCACGAUGACAUGCAUGGAGCACGGAUGGGAAAAGAACCUUGGGGCCAUGAUGUACUAUGCAGCCGCCGAAGGGAAAUGCCGCAGGGCUGUGUUGCAAGGGCAUUUUGGUGAAGCCCCCUCACCGUGUGGCGGCAUGUGUGACUAUUGCCAGGGUGGCAUGGAAGCUGCUGGGAUGGACCGGCUGGAUGUCACAAAACAUGCACAAGGCGUGGUUGAGAUCUUGAACAAUGCUGUGGACAGACAGCUCACAUUGCUGCAGGUCAUCGAGCUGUUGAAACCCAGCAAGUCCGCAGGAGCCGAUGGAAGAACGCUUAGCAGGGAGACCAAGGAGCGUAUCAUCGCGCAGAUGGUGUACGAACAAUACCUUGUGUUCGACUUUAAACACACACCCUACAGCACCAACUGCUAUCUGAAGUGCUCACGUUCGAUUGGGCGCUUGGAGCAUGGAGGCGCAAAGGUCUUCAUCAAUGCAGCCAUUACGUCACCAGAGCAGCCCUCCAGGCGGCGCAGCACGGCACAAAAGCGCAAGGAUCCACUUGUGGAGGAGUUGAUGGCACUUAGAUCGGAUCUGGCCUCCAAAGACGAUAUUUUCCCCCAUGCGGUGCUGACUACAGAUCACGUUCACAACCUUGUGCUGAACAUGCCGCCUACCAUUGCUGACCUGGCACUCGUGAUCGGGGAGCGAAAGGCAGAUCACUACGGGUGCCAGAUAUUGGAGGUGCUGGGGCGUGAUAGGAGUGGAGAGUCUGCAAAAAAGACCCCAAAGAAAUCGAGGUUGAGGCUUGAGAAGACUCCUGGACGGUCGCCAUCAUCGCUUCCAGCAAGCAUUCGGGACUGGCCAGAGAGCUGA
Molecule: messenger RNA, 2157 nt
Organism: Ostreobium quekettii
Lineage: Eukaryota; Viridiplantae; Chlorophyta; Ulvophyceae; Bryopsidales; Ostreobiaceae
Source: the annotation of a GenBank genome assembly